Messenger RNA from Brachypodium distachyon (stiff brome), 3844 nucleotides. RefSeq names its product mucin-19. Gene Ontology annotation, molecular function: glutathione transferase activity; glutathione binding. The record is from RefSeq and is a predicted model, not a curated record. The coding region runs from base 413 to 3556 and encodes 1047 amino acids. Lineage: Eukaryota; Viridiplantae; Streptophyta; Magnoliopsida; Poales; Poaceae. The transcript is spliced from 4 exons. Gene Ontology annotation, cellular component: cytoplasm.
UCAGUCGACUCAUAUUUUAGUGUUCGUUACUGCAAGAGGUAUUGUCCAAGAAGUAACUUUCAAUUGUUUCACCCUUUCCCUUUGAACAUCGCUGAUGUGAGCUAAAGAAACCGGUCACGAUCCAAACCCCCCAGAUUUAGUUUGCUUUUACCUUUUGCUUUUCCCCCUUUGUUCCUCUCUGUCUUUUCCUUUUAUUUAUUUCUGUCUACAUAUCUAAUUCUAUCAUCCCAUACGGUCGCCUCUUUUUACAUAGGUUCUCACUUUAAGCAUCUUCUCUUUGCUUCUUCAUGGAGGCAGAGCCGCAGAGCACCUUCUUAUAAUAAAAAAAUUGAGAGUGGGGGUUGCCAUACUCACUUGCAUACCAUACCGGCUUGAAGUUUUCACCCAGAGAGCAAACUGAGCUCUUGCCGUCAUGGCAGGGCUUAGCACCGGGGCAGGAGCUCCUGUUGUGAAGGUGUACCAUGAGAAAUCCAUGAUCCUACCUGAUGUGUCGAGGGUGCUCGCGUGCCUGUAUGAGAAAAAUGUCCAGUUUGAAACUGUGAAGGACUCUUACAAGGACAUACUCAGACUCCAGGCAACAAGGAGCGUUCCAGUUCCAUUCUAUGACGGACCCACAUUUCGACAAGAAUCAAGAGCAAUCUGCCGCUAUAUAGCAGAAACUUACGAGCAGCAUGGGUAUCCUUUCCUCCUUGGGAAAGAUGUCCUUGAGAGGGCUUCCAUUGAACAGUGGCUCAGGCAUGAGGAGCAUGCCUUUGAUCCUCCGAGCCGGGCGUUGUUCUGCCACCUGGCCUUUCCUUUGCAAGAUGAAGACAUCAGUGAUCUUGACAGAGAGAAGAGAAAGUUGGAAGAAGUCCUGGAGGUCUAUGAGCAAAGGCUUGGCGAGAGCGAGUUCCUUGCUGGGAACAAGUUCACCCUAGCUGACCUUGUUCACCUACCAAACACCCAUCACAUCGUGACAUCUGACAAGUUUGCUUACCUGUAUGACUCAAGGAAGAACGUGCAAAGGUGGUGGAAUACCAUCUCUUCCCGAGAUUCUUGGCAGCGGGUGGUGAGGGAUAUGCAGAGUGUGGAGGAGCAGUACCAAAUGGAAGAAGAACUUGAGUUGGAGGAGGAGCAGUUCCAGCAGCAGCAGUGGCAGACAGAACCGCCACAACCAUCUGGUGGCCGCAACAUCCGCAUAGACUCUCGAAAGCAGACUGGCUCUGAUUCACGGACAAUACUGGUUCCACCGCCCAGAGAUGGUAUAGUAUCAUCCUCGUUUUUUACAGUUCCACAGGAACAUCAAACUCUUCCUGCUCAAACAACUUCUCAUGGGAAAACUUCACCUGACCAAAGAAAAGAAAACAACUUCUUUAGUACCACAGAGAAAACUCCAUCACCCUCAAAGCAAAGAACUUCUGCCACUCAGAAAUCAUCUAGCAGUGCCCAAAGCACCACGAGUAACUUCUUCACCCCAGCUACCCCUCCUACCACCACCAACAUGUUCCAGAGAACUGAUAGUGAUAAAUCAACCUCCAAACAUACCUCAUCUCCAACCAGUCAAGGGUCAUCCAAAGAAGCUCCUGAUAGGCUCCAUCUCUCGGAUUUCUACCAGACCAGCAACCAUACUGAAGAGGCAGCAAUUCAUACCGAACCUACUUCACAAGAAGCCUCAAAAACCUCUGACAGGGUUUCUCAAGCUCGUCAAACCGGUGAAGCUCCUCAUAAACCUAGUCCAGGGUCAGCCAAAGCUCCCCAAGAAAUUGCUCCUGAUAAAACCACUAAGGAAUCAUUUAGCAGUGUCCAAAGCACUACAAGUACCUUCCUUACCCCAGCUACCCAAGAAAUUACCCCUGAUAAAACCACUCAGAAAUCAUCUACGAGUGUCCAGAGCACUAAAAGUACCUUCUUUACCCAAGCCACCCCUCUUGCCACCACCAAAAUGCCUCAGAGAACCGACACUGAUAAAUCCAGCUCCAACGAUGCCUCAUCUCCAACCAGACCCAAUCAAGGGCUAUCCAAAGAAGCUCCUGAUAAGCUCCACCUCUCUGACUUGUCACCAAUGCAAGAAGAAUAUGAAGAUACUCAGGGUGGAAAUGAGCGGUUCUCAACUAAGAGGCUCAGGAAAAUGCUUGAGCAAAGUGAUGAAGCACUCAAAUUACAGUCUACGGAUUUGCAAGUCCCUCCAGAAAAGGAGGAAACACCUUCAGCUUAUAAAAAGCCUCCACAUAUGCAAGACAGAAAAGGGCAAGCUGAUAAAUUAUCGGUUGAUGGAAGAACUGAUGGAACUCCAUCAACUGGCACAAGAGCUCCUGACACUCCAACCAGUGCUGCUGAAAGGAGAGACACUUCACCACUAAAAGAAGGAAUGGCUCCUGAUGGUCAUGGUGCCACUGAGCCACGAAAAUCAACAUCCAUCAAUGAGCAACAACCAGCUCUACCGAGGCCAAGCCAGUCGCGAACAAGUAGUGUUCCGCGUGCUUCUGCAUCAUCAAAUGGAGCUCCUCAAGAUGAUGGCUUAGCCCAGUUAUCGACCAUUGAUCAAUGGCGGCACACGUCUACUCCUGCAACCGAACAGGGACCUCCUGGAGCUCCGAGCAUUGAUAAGUUGGACAAAACAGGGGGUGUUAACAGAAGAGCUCAGCCAAGCCCACCAAAGAAAACCACAACUGAACAGUCAGACAAGAGCCCCAUGGAUGAAAGAACACCAAGAAUGACACCAAGACAGGCACCACCUUCUGACACCAGACGUACUUCAGCAUCAACCCUACCAAGUCAAGAACCAGUUUCAAGUUUGCAACAAACAACUAAACCGGUUAAAGGAGAAACUCCUGCCUCAUCUGGCAUCACUGGAGAGGAGUCAGCCGAUAUAGCAAUGGCUGAUGAAAGUGGAACACCACCUGCACCACUGCAAACACCAGCAUCUGAUGGAAGGAGAGUUUCAACGGAUCUCCAGGGACGUAUACUUGAUGCCCAUGGGGAAAAUGAGGCAGUCAAACCUUCUGUCACUGACCCAAGAGGAAUUCCCACUAUGCCAAACAAACAAGAAUCAACUCCCAGUGUUCAACGUCGUACCAAUACCACAUCAGAUAAAUCGUCAGACAUAGCUCCACCACUGCCAUCCUUUGCUGAUAAAAGGAACGAGAAGACUGGUAUCACUGAAUCCACUCAAACCACCACAAUAGGACCUGAUGAGCGGCCUGGUGGGAGAGCUCCCAAGAAUUCUGGGAAUAAGCCGAUAUCUUCAAACGAUAUUGACAAGCAGAUUACUGAAGCAGUAUUUGAUCGCAGCUCAGCAACAUCCAGAGAAAUGCCACCACUAGUCCAAGAGAAGAGCAUGAAGCAGCAGCAACUGCGAAGUGACAACUCUAGUUUAUCACCGCAAGACAACAGGAGGCAGGGUUCUGAAGCUGCACUACCAGUGUCUGGAAAAGAGUCUGAAGAACAAACCUCUCCUGAUACUCAGCAAGCGAAAAAUAACAGAAAAUCAGAUGGCUCAAGCAAACCCACCCGGUUUGAUGGUAAUGAAGGUGAUGUCCCCGAGUCACAGAGUGGGGGUUCGUCAACCAACCCAUGAGGUGCUUCUAUCAGGUCACUUCGGCACAGCUCCUUUCUACCUCCUCACUUUCACAUCCUCAUACAAUAAGGUCCAUUAUCUUGUCACCUUUGGACCGACCAUGCCAGCUAAUGUUGUCUACUCCACGUGUCAUACUGUUAUUCCUGUUCAGUGCAUUACUAUGCUGUUAUUUUGCUGAAAAAUUACUUGUUUAGAUGGUCCUUAUCUCACUUGAAUAACGUGAAUGCAACACUUUGUUCUCCACAAAAAACAUAUCCCUCUGUAAUCUAUCCAUAUAUAUUCACUUUA